UUGUGUCACAUGACUGAAGAAUCCAGGAAGUGUUUUGCUCCCACAAAGCGGAAGCGAAUAAUUUAGUGGACCUGAAACUGUUAUUGGAGAAAUUGUUUACAAGGGGACCUAAACUCUUCGCUGUGGCGCGAUCCAUCUGGUGUCCCCUCCAGUAGUGCGAUCGCUGCCAUCGCUGAUCCUCGGACUCGGCACCCGACGUCACACGUUGCUGACCUGCAGUUCCUCUGACUACCAAUGGCUGGGCGCGGCGGUGGAGCAAAUCGGCCUAAUGGUGCUGCGGCGGCAAACAAAAUCUGCCAGUUUAAGCUGGUGCUACUGGGGGAGUCGGCCGUGGGCAAGUCCAGCUUAGUGCUGCGCUUYGUUAAAGGCCAGUUCCACGAAUUCCAGGAGAGCACAAUCGGAGCUGCGUUCCUCACUCAGACGGUCUGUCUGGACGACACCACUGUGAAGUUUGAGAUUUGGGACACAGCGGGUCAGGAGCGGUACCACAGCCUCGCCCCGAUGUACUACAGAGGCGCUCAGGCAGCCAUCGUGGUUUACGACAUCACCAACACAGACACUUUUACACGUGCRAAAAACUGGGUGAAGGAGCUUCAGAGGCAGGCCAGCCCCAACAUCGUGAUCGCUCUGGCAGGCAACAAGGCGGACAUCGCUGACAAGAGAGCRGUGGAGUUUCAGGAGGCGCAAACAUACGCUGACGACAAUAGUCUGCUCUUCAUGGAAACUUCAGCCAAGACUGCGAUGAAUGUCAAUGAAAUWUUUAUGGCCAUCGGUAAGUAGUGAGUCAGGUCUCAACACC
This is a messenger RNA of Poecilia reticulata (guppy), 799 nucleotides long. Lineage: Eukaryota; Metazoa; Chordata; Actinopteri; Cyprinodontiformes; Poeciliidae. The record is from RefSeq and is a predicted model, not a curated record.